CAUCAAUCAAUAAGUAACAACUUUGUUUACGUUCGAGCUGAUUUGUUGCAUUCUGAUUUUGCGCUCAUUGGUUUAAUUUAAAAACCACAGUUUAACGUAAAUAUUAUACCAAAAUGCUAUCGGCAAUGAUAAAAGACCACCAGGCGAGGCAGGCUGCCAAAAAAGAGGAACAAGAGCGUAGAAGAAAAGAUGCAAUCCUUUCCGCAAACGAACUAACGCAGAAUCUGGUGGAUCAUCUGAAUGUAGGCGUUGCUCAGGCAUACCUAAACCAAAAGCGAUUGGAUGCGGAAGCCAAACAACUACACGUGGGAGCUACAAACUUUGCCAAACAAACGCAGCAUUGGUUGACGUUGAUUGAAAACUUUAACGGAUCGUUAAAGGAAAUUGGAGAUGUUGAAAACUGGGCUAAAACGAUAGAAAACGACAUGAACGUCAUUACAACUGCUUUGGAAAUCGCAUAUAAAACCAGUCGGGAAAAGUAAUUUAGAAAGGAUUUAUCGCUGCUGCGACUGUAAUAGUGUGAGAAUAUAAUUUAUUAAUAUACUUAUUAUUUUCAAUAAAUCGACAUAUUCAAAAUUUUGGAAUA
Molecule: messenger RNA, 586 nt
Organism: Armigeres subalbatus
Lineage: Eukaryota; Metazoa; Arthropoda; Insecta; Diptera; Culicidae
Gene: Blos1
Product: biogenesis of lysosome-related organelles complex 1 subunit 1
Exons: 4
Coding region: 114-482 (122 amino acids)
Biological process (GO): endosomal transport
Cellular component (GO): BLOC-1 complex
Source: RefSeq, a predicted model, not a curated record